Messenger RNA from Schistocerca piceifrons (Central American locust), 8625 nucleotides. RefSeq names its product protein HID1. The record is from RefSeq and is a predicted model, not a curated record. Lineage: Eukaryota; Metazoa; Arthropoda; Insecta; Orthoptera; Acrididae. Gene Ontology annotation, cellular component: membrane; Golgi trans cisterna; Golgi medial cisterna.
UCCUUGGUUUAAUCCUCGGUAGGUGGGGGGAGCGCACAAAGACUGUAGGGGUAAAAAAAAAGGAAAGGAAGUUGACACAAGUAUACGUCAGAUGUAAAUACUAUAAACAAGUGCGAGAACACAGUACAAGUAUGGGGAACACGGAUACAAAACUUAAUUUUCGCAAAGCUGUUGUACAACUUACCUCCAAAACACAGCCAAUUGACGCAGGAGAUGACAGUUUUUGGGAUCAGUUUUGGUCGGAAAAUGUGACAAACGUGCAGGAUGUGUUUACAUUAGUUCCUGCACCAGAAAUUCGAGCUUUGCGCGAAGAAGCGCCAUCGAAUUUGGCGACACUAUGUUAUAAAGCGGUUGAGAAAUUGGUUAAAGCCGUGGAUAACAGCUGUCGUACACAGCAUGAACAACAAACUGUUCUCAAUUGUGUCCGUCUUCUGACACGUGUACUGCCUUAUAUAUUUGAAGACCCUGACUGGCGUGGAUUCUUUUGGUCUAGUUUGCCUGGGCAGGCUCAAGGGGAAGAGGAAGACCAGGCUAUGCCACUGGCGCAGUCCUUAAUAAGUGCGAUCUGUGAUCUGCUGUUUUGCCCUGAUUUUACUGUGGCCUCCAAUAGAAAGUCGGGUCCGGACAAAGCUGAGGACUUACAGGCAAUUGAUAGUUGUGAAUAUAUUUGGGAAGCAGGUGUAGGUUUUGCUCAGUCACCUCCACAUCAUCCUCAUUUAGAAGCAAACAGGACUGAACUUUUGAAACUGCUUUUAACUUGCUUCAGUGAAACUAUGUACCAGCCACCAGUUGGGAACUCCAAUCUUGUGUACACAAUUAUUCGCAAGAGGCAAGUUUUUCCAUGCAUUGGCCAAUCUUCCAUCAGAUUAUGGGACUAUUUCAAAGGUCCCUCAGUAAAAGAACUCGCCGUCACCUACCGAGCACAGUCAUCUGCCGAGAAUGUAAAGGACCUUCCUAGUAUGGAGGGAUCGCAUCCAGCAUUGCCUGCUGAACCUGGAACACUUAAGGCAACGCUUCCAGACACACCAGGUAUUGAUAAAAUGACUGAGAAAGAAUCCGCUCACCCAUCAGUACAACAACUGUGUGACUUAAGUGCUGCAGCAGCUGUUAAUGGAAUUAUGCCAAAUGAGCCUCUGCAGACUGCAGGGUCUCAGCCAGCUAGCCAGCAGGGAGGUACCACUGAUAGUGUGAGACAGGUAGAUGGUGAGGAGCAGCCACCACGACCAAAAAGUGUGCCAGCAACACCCAGUUCUCCCACAGCUUCAGUGCAUUCUGCAACUAUGUCGCACUCCAUGCGUAAAAUAUCAGAUUCAUCAGUGUCAAAUGUGAGUUUACAGAGGUCUGCCUCUCAGCGACAAAGCAUCCGGCUGACAGAAGCACACUCUCUUGUCCAGGGGAGUGUUGGAGGUCAGUAACCCACAGCUGAGUGGGUAAAUUCUUGGAAGUGUAAACUUCCAUUGCAAACAAUAAUGAGGCUGCUUCAAGUCUUGGUACCUCAGGUUGAGAAGAUAUGUAUUGACAAGGGACUGACAGAUGAAAGUGAGAUCCUAAAAUUUCUGCAGCAUGGCACCCUGGUAGGCCUACUUCCAGUUCCACAUCCAAUUCUUAUUCGAAAAUAUCAAGCAAACACUGGAACUACUACAUGGUUUCGUACUUAUAUGUGGGGUGUUAUUUAUCUACGGAAUGUGGAUCCACCCAAUAUAGGUUAUGACACAGAUGUUAAAUUAUUUGAAAUUCAGGCGAGUUUAAGUUUCCACAUUUAUUUUGAUAUACCUGAUAAUUAUAACCAAAAAAAGGCUGAAUAUUUCAAAUUAAAGUUUGUAGAACAGAAGAUAAUUGAAAUAUUUCUAUUUGAUAGUAGAUACAAGAAGAAUAUUUAUUUAUUAUGAAAAAUAAGAAUUGUCUGUAAUACACAGAGCUGAACUAUUAAUUUGUGCCACUGUACAGGUGCAGGUACAGUGAACUAUUUUUGAGAGUUACCGUUCAUUGAUGCCACUGUUAUCACAGAUGUUUUUGCCACAUGUCUUGUUGAAAUCUUUGAUACAUUUGCGUUGUACUCAUUUAUAUUUUCCCCACUGGAUUGUCAUACUUUUUUCACUACUUCACAAUGCACUGCAAGAGUAUUGUUUCUAUACUUAAUGCUUUUUGAAGAAAUUGUACACAUAUGACAUAAUUAGUUCUGUAACAUCUCAAAAUAUUAAUUUAAUGCUUCUUAUAUUAGUAUUUAUUUAUUUUUACUUGUAUCACUGCCAUGUAUCAUCUUGAUUUGCAAAAGAGGGGGCAAGGGGAAACCAUAGCACAGUAUACUCGAUAUUGUUGGUGCUGAAGAGUGCCAAAUGAUAGUGCAGUCCUUGGUUACGUUGCAUAUCAAAGUGCUUUAUACUAUUAUUGGUCUUUCCUCUGUCUGUUGUUCUGUAUUGACAGUGAUAUCUAUGUGUUAAGAUGUCCAUUUUAUUAAUGUGGUAUGUAACAGUUUACGUAAGGUAUUUAUGAUACACCUGCAUUUCAUAAGUAGUGAGUAUCUAGUCAAAAAAUGUUAUGGAAGACCCUAUGGUUUGGAGUCAAACAUCAGGGAUUCUUCUGUAAGCUUAUGGCAAUGAGAAUUCAUUGAUAAUUUUCAUACAUCAUUUACAUUAGGCAUAGCUUAAUUACUCAAUGAGAGAGACAGUUUUCAGUGGUUGUAUUGUAUGUACCUGCCUUUUAUAGUUAGUUGACAGCAGUAUAUUGACAUUUCUGUCGGCAUCUGUUGCAGAGAACACGUCUGUAUAAUGCUGUACUAAGAUGUUAUUCAGUGACACAUCCUGUCAAUAAUAAUUUAUAAAGUUCCUAAGCAAAUAUUUAUUUUGUGUUAAAUAUAACCAAUUUGUUUGUCAUUCAGACAGUAGUGUAUAUUUUAUGAUUCACCUGAGAACCUUACUUAGUUUUAUAAAUAAAAACUGGCAUCACAAAAAUACGCUAUUCAGUUCCUGAUGUAUGAAUAUAAGUAUGUAAAAUUGUGCAGGCUUCAAGUUUCCGUAGUAAUAGAAUACAGAAUGAUCAAGUGAAAGCCAAGAAGAAAAGUAGAAAAUGACAUCAGUUCAGGUUUAGCAAAUAGUUCAGUGUUGUGUGGUUAUUCAUUGCGUAUUAUUAUGAUGAUAUCAGAAGAGUGCAGAAUUGUGUGUGUAAUCAAACAGAAUGUAUAAAUAUAUUUAGAGAGAAUUGGUGUAGCUGGAGUUGAGGCUAUUCCAGGAAUAGCUCCUAAUUAUACUUAAACUCCAUGCAUUUUAGUUUUCUCCUGUAAAGCCAUAAAUGCUAACUCUUUACUUUCUCCAUUCUUUGUCUGUGUGUUAAUUCAGAAUCUUCUUAACAUUUUGCAGAAUAUCACUUACCUAUAUCCUCCAUAUUCUGCGUACUUGUAUUCAUCAUAAUUUAUUAAUGUUCUUUCUUUCACAUUUUACUUCGAUUACUAAUAAGUUGGGGGUGACCAUCAGAGACACUGUAGGCAGAGGUUGCCAUUAUUUUUUAACAGAGUAUGUUCUGUGGACCUGGUCAAUUAUGCAUACUCUCACUGUGACAGUGCUGGUUUUAAUUGGUAUUAUUCUCAAAGGUGGUACUUUAUUUUCACAUUACUUCCAUGGUUUUACUAUUCUUCAAGAUUGUUUCAGUUUGUAUCAUCAUGUCAGUAAUUUAUUCUAUAUUUUUAUGUCAGCCCCUACCAGUGCAGUUCAGGAUCUCAUUUCCCUGUCUUUCGUGUGAUUUAAAACAUAAUCAAACUGUUCCUUAAUGUUUCCUGUAAAUUGUUAUAUACUCAAUACUCUAUCAAGUUUUUAAAUGCUCUCCCAUCUUAAAUAUAGCAGCUAUGGGUGCUGAUGUACUCUUCUCUCAUUUAUUGAUUUUUCAUUUCAAUUUUUCCCAGUUCUCACUGUGUGACAUGUCCUGCCGAGUUAGCUAGUCAAUGCUCUUACUAGCUGUUUGACCUGUUGCAUACCUUCUCGCCAACAAUUUUUAUUGACAUCUCAGGAAUGAGUCUUUUGCCAUGAUUUCUAUUUCUAUAUAGUACUGUUUGUUUGUUCUGGUGUAGGAUUUUGAGAAAUAUAUCCUUAAUUUUAACAUAUUUUCUACCUUUCGCUUUCUUUCAUCCAGAGCCUCCAUGGCAAAUAAACUAUGGUACUGAAAGUUGCAGACUCUGUCAGUUUUUUACAAUCUACGGUAACGAAUGUAUUGUGGUAGCCAUUACAAUUCACUCUUUUAAUGUAGGUAUGUGGCAGAAAUUGACUGUAUUGGAAAAUGUAACAGAAAAAAGUAAAAUAAAGUAGAAAUGUUUGUUUAAUGCAAUUGCUGAGUGAGCUAUUUCAUUUUUAUGUAACUCUGGUAGCCUGUGGAUUGUUUAUGUACACAAAGUAUAUGAUAUUCUGAUUUGUAAUUGCUAAUUUGUAACUCAAAGACAGUAUUGACAGAGUUCUGAUAGUGGAUUCAGUUUGUUUCUAUCAACUAUACUAAUAAAGAAGACAAUGCUGCUAAGGUAUCAGUGUGCAGCCUUCUAGACAAAACCACUGAGGAUAAGAAACUAAAUCUUUUGAAAAAAAUACAUGUUAUGAAUUAAAAUGAAGACACUCAGACUAAAGAAAUGUGCAAUUCCAUGUUAUUAUAAGUUGAUUUAUUCUUAUAACAAGGUUAACGUCACAAAGUCAAAACAAUAUUGGAUACCAGUGCUAUGGUUUUAUUAACGUAAAUAAUUUGUUCAAGUAGACUUCCAUUCUUCCUACAAAAAUAUUUUGCUAAUUUGCACCUAGCUGUGCAAUCAAAGGUAGUAAAUUCAGGAAUGUAAAAUUUGGAACACACAAAAUGCACCCCAGAAAAGAUUUGUGCAAAACAUUUCAAAAUUAUUCUGCCGAUGAUAUGUUCCAAGGAAAAUACCAUCAAUGUCAUUCCUCUGCCCUCUCUCAUAAAAUGCUUAUUGUGAAAAGGCUGCUUCUGUGUACAUGUGAAUUUUAGAAUACUAAAUACAUACAUCAAUUUUAAAGAUUAACUCUGUACAUAUCACACUGUACAAACUUGAAGAUGCCUUUUAUUAAGCAUUUUUAAUAUAUAAUAUUAAACAACAGAUUUAUUGCUUCAUCUGUUAAAUUUUUAUUUACAAUGUGAAAUAUGUUACAGUGAUGGCAUGAUAAUUACUGUAUUACUAAAAAUGGAUAUCAUCUAGUGGAAAAAUCUGUUGACAGUGUUGUGUGUAGAAUUUGCUAUUAUGUAGCAUAUGUUUUCAAUGUUCUGUUAUUAAGUUUGUGCACUAUUAUAAUGUAAACUUAAUUUAUUAGAUUUGCUAGGCAGGUUACACAUAAUGGUGGACUAGAUUUUGUGCUUUGCUUUGUGUGUGUGUGUGUGUGUGUGUGUGUGUGUGUGUGUGUGUGUGUUUGUGUGUGUGUGUACGCGCGGUGCGCGCAUAUAAAUUUAAAUUUAUUCAAACCACUUCCUUGACAGCGUUGAUGUUUGUAUUAUGUUUCAACAGAUUCCUAAAGUUUUGAAGAUAUAUCAUUAUAUGCACCAGAUUAAAGACUAUUUAUUAUGUGUCAAGAGUUCACUCUUUUCUUGAUAUUUAUUUCCGAACAUCAUGCUACAUCAUAAUAUCAGGGUUAAAUGAUUGUUUUUCUCACCAUGUUGGGAGGUCUUAAAAUAAUAUCAAAUACAACUGAAUGUCUUAGGCACCUUUUGCAUCCCAGUCCCCCAUCGUUUACAUAUUUGUGUAGUGUGGCAUUACUGAAUUUUGGACAUCUGUUUCUUCAGUUGAAAAAUAAGUUAAAAAGGAUUCAAAAGCUCAGAUACCAGCAUAAUUCAGUUACAUAUGUAGCUUGUUUGUAUUUCUCAGUUGAAUUUGUAACAGAAUUAAUUGUUCUAGCUGGUAUUUCCUAACUUUGUUUUUGGCAGAUAAUUAAUAACUCGUCAGUUGAAACUGGAACAGAUGAGAAUUGGUCAAACACACAUGCACUGCAGAAAACUGUGACACUCAAACUUUUUCAUUUCUUGUGUGUAAUAGGUGAGGUAGAAGAACGAAGUCUGGAAAGAGAGCUAAAUGUUGCCCAACACCCAAAUUUAAUGGUACACAGACGAGAUCAAUAUUGUUCUAAGCAGAAAUUAAUCUGAAGGUUCAUUUGGGUGCCACUGUCCCUCUACUAUGCAUUAUCCUGGUGCUGGAUAUAUGUGCCCACCUUUACCAACCUUAGAAACAGUUUGCUGAGUCAGUCAUAGAAUUAAUUUCAAAUUAGGAUAGAAAACUAAUCACUUGUUAGGUUCAUAUUUUUGCAAUGAUUAACAUUCUGAUAAAUAUGAAAGGCCGUGUAUGUUGCCAUAGAAGAACUUAGAUGCCCUGAUAUUCAAACCUCCAAACCUUCAGGUUUAUUAUUCUGAAGGCUUAAUUCAAACUACUACCUAGCUAUUUAAUGUGUGGAUGCAUUGCUGUAAACAGUUGUCUAAAUGGAGUGAUAUUCUAUUUUGUUGGAAGGAUUGGCAGUAAACUGAUGUCCUAGCACAUUUAGUACCUUAUAUAUUAGUCCUUCAAUACUAGUCUCAGAAAUUAGAUGCUGUCUUGGAUUUAAUAUUCUUGCACCCCAAUAUCCAUCUUCUGUGUUCCCUGAUCCUAUAAGCAAUGAAUGUCAAAGGAAAUGUUGCUGAGAGACAUUCUACAGUACUGCUAUAAAGGAAAAUAAUAUCUGCAAAUGAAAGAUAAAGUGGACCAAAUAUUUAAAAAACAAUGAUGAGUUUAAUUCAGAGAAGACAAAAGAUGAUAACAAUUAAUUCAUAGAGUAAUUUGUUUUCUGCAGAGUGAUGUAGAGUAGUAUUACCAAACUAGCAUCACCUACAUACAGUCUGUUUCAAAAUCAACGUUCUUUGUUUACUAUAUUAUAUGUGUUUAAAGUGUACAUUCCACUUAUUUAUACUGAGUACUGAGCUUGGAUAAAAUGUAGCAAGGAGUUGUAUUAUAUCUUAAUUUUCUUAAAUGUGUUUGUCAUUCAUCUUGUACACUGCUGGAAAAAAUAAUGCUGCACUCUCAAGAACUGUUUCAGUUUAAAAAAAAGACUUUAGUAAGAGAUACAGCAGUGUUGUUAUUGUGGUUGGUUUAAUGCAGCUCUCUGUGUUACUCUAUCCUGGGCAAGCAUCAUCAUCUCUGCAUAACUACUUCAACCUAGAUCCAUUUGAACAAGCUUACUGUAGUCAAUCCUUUGCCUCCCCAUACAAGUGCCCCCACCCCCCCCCCCCCCCCCCCCCAUUUCCCACCAUUUACCAAAUUGAUAAUUCCUUGAUGUCCCAUGAUGUGUCCUAACAAAUGAUCCCUUCUUUUUAUCAAGCUGCACCAUAAAUUUCUUUUCUUCCCAAAUUUGGUUCAGUAACUCAUUUGUAAAAUAAGAUCAUUUAAUUCUGGUUUCAAAUAACUUCCAGGAAUUCAACCAGGUAACACUUUCAGCGACCGCCGAUAUUUUGGUGGGAGAACACCCCACCAUUUUCAAGGCAUCGCUGAAAGUGUUACCUGGCUGAAUUCCCGGAAGUUAUUUGAAAGUUGUAUACGCCAGGAGAAACUCUGGUCUCACAUAUAAUUCUGGUGUUUGGCAUUUCACAGUAUGCAAUAUCCCAACAGUCACAUAAAAAACAUCUUGCACCAGUGCUCUGCUUCAGCAGUGGUUUCAGAACUGACAUCCUAAUGGAUGUAGUAAACCUUAUUUUCUCUUCUCCCACACCCCCUUUUCUUUGCAACCAAAUGUGAUGCCGUUGCAUCUUGGGUAACUGCACUAGUACUGCUCAGCAGAUCUGUGCCGCACGAAUGCAAUCAUCAGUCCUAUAUAGGUGGGACUUAUUCAUACCCUGGCCACAGAGGCUGGCUUUGAAUUCUAGGGAAGCUGAGGUCAAAUUCCUCAGCAGCUAGCCAGAGUUAGGUUUUCUGUGGUUUCGCUGAAUCAAUUAAAUUGAAUGCAAAGAUGAUUUUUGCCAAGGUACUGUGCUGAAUUUCUUCCCCAUCCUGGCCCAGUAUGAGCUUAUGCUCCAUCUUUAAAGACAUUGGGUUGUUAAUAUCUUAAUAUUUCUUUCUUCAUUCGCGCAAUGUUACUCAUAAAAUACAUUUGUGCUGUAAAAUGCGUAUGGUAUGUUCCAUAGACCCAUGCUGAAAACAUUGAAAUAAUACUGAAGCAAUGUGAUCAGCAUAUCUGCACCCCUCAACAGGCCAGUUGAGCUACUGUAAUGCUCAUUGGGAAAUUUUAUUCAAAUAGGCUUAGGUCUGCAACAGAUGCACACUAGUGUUGUGAUGCCAUAUAUAGCUACAUCCUAACAUCUCUUCUGACUUGACUGUUAACUUCUAACAGCACAACAGUGACUGCCCCAACACAUUACUCUGUAGCACCACAACCUCUCUAAAUGCACAUAUUAACUAUACUCCACAGAACAUAGAAAUAAUUAGUGUAGAGAUAUUUUUCCAGCAGUGUACAGACAAAACAUCAGUAUCUAAUACUGUUCAUGUUGCGCCUUUAUAUUGUGUAAGUUUUGGAUAAAUUCCUUUUUGUCUUAAUUUCAGAGUUAUUUUAUGUAAGACUUUGAGUAAAUCAUACAUUGUUAAAUUUUGUUUUCUAUGUGCAAGUUUUACAGUAAAAUAUGCUUCCUAUUAAA